GAAUAAUGUUCCGACCUUUAAAGUGGUAGUUAUAUGGUUUCUCUAGUAUUUUAGGCUUUAAUUUUAUCAAUUAAUCAUGUUAUGGCUUUGAUGAACAAUCACUGAUUUUAAACAAUUUAUCAAAUGACAUAAAAUUGACAUUCAAACGUCAAAGUGUAGCCGAAAGUCUUUUGAAAUUUACAAUUUACAUAGGUUUUUAGGAACUCAAUAAUAAUGGAUUUUCGUAUUUAAGUGACGCUAUACACAGGAAAGACUAUGUUUAUAUAACUAAUAUUUCCAAGAAACUAGUAACUAGAAAUGGCUUUGUUCCCCGCGUAUUCAUCGGACGCUGUAGAAAAUACUACUAUAAAGGAGCGAGUGUACAUAUCAGAAAACCCAUCUCAAUUUAUCGAGAGCGAGUUGUUGGCGAGUGAUUCUGAAGAGAGUAAGGACGAGCCUGCUGAGAAGUUGUCCCGUGUAUUUGUCAGAGGUCCCCGGCCUCAGAGUAAUGAUGACUUCUACAUUGAUCGCAAACUCGAUCGCGGUAAUCUUCGGGUCUCCACCCUCUACUACCCUGGCAGACCGCAGUACGAGUGUAAGGUCCGCCGAUUCUCCGAGUCCAGGGGCGAGGCUCGCAGCCGGAGGUACUUCACCCGCCGCGUCCCAGACUCCGACCCGGAUCUCGCAGACCUGCAAGAGAGAGCCGCCGCCUACCGCGACCUGCUGCAACGAAACCCCACCGACGUUGCCCUCUGGGAGACCUUCAUCGACUUCCAGGAGCGGUGCGGUGGACAGGACGCGGCGCUGAGGGCGGUGGAGGAGGCGGUCGGCCGCGCCCCGAACAGCGCCCGCCUCCAGGGGCGGCUGCUGGAGGCUCUGCGCGCCGCUCUCGACCAGCACCAGCUGCUGCAGAGGCUGCGGACCAUGCUGGCGGAGGAGCGCUCCGGGGCUGCUCGCGUCGCGCUGUGGGAGGCGCUACUCGACGCCCUGGGGGCGGAGCGCGGCACCGAUGCCGCCAACCUCACGACCGCCGCCGCCGCCGCGCUCAGAGACACGCCGCGGGAACACGCGCCGCGCAUAUUACACGCACUCGGGUGCUACCUUCGAGCCGCUGGUCUGUGGGAGCGUCUCGUGCUCCUGGUCGAGCUGACGGUCGCCAUGAACUACGCUCCCGCCGCGGUCUCCGCCCCCGACCCGGCCGUCCUCGCCGAGGCGGAGCGCCGCUCGCUGGAAAUGGAGGAUCAGGCGAUCUCCAGCGGCCUGCCGCUUAGUGCCGUGUGGGUGCGCGUGGAGCGAGCGCGAGCGGCGUGUCACUGGCGGCCCGCGCUCCCGUCUUCCUCGGCGGACCGCUCCCCGCCCCCGGCCGACCCCCAGCGGAUCCCGUUGCCGCACGACGUCGCUGACCUGCUGCUGCCGAUGUCCGCGGACGACCACCUGUUCCACCUGUCCGUGCGUCUCCUUCUCCUGGUCAAGGUUCCCAUGUUGCCCGCCACGGACCUCUGGACUCGCCGAGCGGGAAGGCUCGGUGCAGGCGGCGGCGGCGAGUCUCUCCUGCCGCUGGUGUGGGCGUGUCGGACGCUGCCCCCGGCCCACCCCGCUCGCCCUGCCCCGGAGCUCGCUCGUCGCCUGCUCGCGCUGCUAGUGGACCCUCCUCACUAUUUUUCGGACGACACGGGUUAUCUCACUUGGGUCAACUCACUGUGGGAGGUGUGUUGUUCGCGGGCGGGAGGGCGCUCGCGGACUGCCCUGGUAUGUUGGAGGCUCCGCUGGCUCCAGACGCUGUCUCUCCUCUCGACCGAGGACGAGGCGGAAACGAGACGACUGCGGGCGGAGGGGCGGGCUCUGUUGCGGCGCUUCGAGACCGCCUCUCCUCUACCGUACGCCGAGUGUGCCAGGCUGGACUGGCUGGCGGCGGGAGGGGUCCGGGGCAAGGGGGCGGAGCGCGCGCUGCAGGCGGCCGGCCGGGCCCUGAGAGCUGCGCUGGCAGACGACUCUUGCCCUCCUCAACAUGCGCUCUUCGUGGCCAGGGUGGUGGACGAGAUCGCGGGCGGGACCAGCGACGCAGGGGUCGCCGCAAUCGUGACGGCCGUCACCGGGCGCGACACGCGCGGCGGGGCCUCGGGGGACGAGCGGAGUCACGCGCUGCAACUAUGCGAGGAACGCUGCGAGGACAUCGAGCGGGGGCUGCUGGCGGCCGGCGAGGAGGAGGGCGAGGGCUCCGGGCCCGACACCUGGGUGGACCUGCUGCUGCCGGGACACGGCGAGUGGGCCCGGGCCCGGACCGCGCUGGCUGCACCCGCGAGGCGGGCCCAGCUGGUGGAGCGGGUGCGCAGCGCGGCGCCCGCGGCCCGUGGAUCCUCCGCCGCCUGCUACUGGGAGGACGCGGCGGAGUCCCUGGGCCGCACGGCGCGGGUCGCGGCUCGCCUCGCGCCGCUGUUCCCGCACAACGCCGCGCUCGCGGUCGUGUCGGCGGGCGCUCCGCUGUGGUUGUCUCCGGCGGUGGCUCGCGGCAGAGGCCCCCGCGCCGGUGCGGCCGCCUUCGCUUCCUCGCUCCCCGCGUGGCUUGCGGCUCUGCGCACGGACUUCGCCCCGGCCGAGGCGGAGGCGCUAGUCCGCGUUUGUCGUCGCCUGUGCUCCGCGUCGGGAGCUGCCACGGACGAGGCGGCGCUGGCCUGGAGCGCCCGCAUCGAGGCGGAGGCCCGCGCCCCGAGACCGCGGCUCCCUCACGCCCUGUUCGCCGCCCUGGAGCGCGCGCCGCAGUAUAAGUGGCUGUACGUGCGAGGCGGGUCGUGGUGCGGGCGCGAGGCGGCCGUGUUGUCGGACGCCCUCCUGGAGCGCUCGCUGCGAGUCCACGCCCUGCUGGCCGAGUUGGAGCCGGUCCUCACCACACUCCCACGAGACGGUGAGGACGAGCGCCUGGUCCGGGACUAACGACGGUUAUCUCCCUGCAGGGUGUUUCGGGGGACCGCCGGCUGCCGCUAGCCGCUAGCCGAUAUUUUUGUAUUUAUCGUUAUUGGAAGUGAAUAAACUUUAUACGUUUAA
Messenger RNA from Danaus plexippus (monarch butterfly), 3021 nucleotides. RefSeq lists its product as uncharacterized. Lineage: Eukaryota; Metazoa; Arthropoda; Insecta; Lepidoptera; Nymphalidae. The record is from RefSeq and is a predicted model, not a curated record. Bases 298 to 2910 code for a protein of 870 amino acids. Gene Ontology annotation, cellular component: catalytic step 2 spliceosome. The transcript is spliced from 12 exons. Gene Ontology annotation, biological process: regulatory ncRNA-mediated post-transcriptional gene silencing; negative regulation of RNA catabolic process. Gene Ontology annotation, molecular function: protein binding.